AUGCCUCUUGGCGACGAGGCUGGUCCCCCGGUGAACAGCAGCAUUUUGCACGGCCUGACCGGCGUCAGCCAGUUACAAGAGGCAAACAUCACCGGCCGGGGAAUUACAGUGGCUAUGGUCGAUACAGGUUUAGAUUACCUUCACCCUGCAUUCGGCAAAGGUAUUGGAGCAGGCUUCAAGGUCCGGUUCGGUAUCGACCUUGUGGGCAACGAUUUUCAAAUAGGUCUUUCACCUCGACCCAAGCCAGAUCCGUACACAGAGUGUACAGAACACGGGACACAUGUUUCGGGCAUCGUCGCUGGUAAGCAAUCUUCCCUGGGGUUCGUUGGUGUGGCCCCCGAUGCCAACCUGGAACACUAUCGUGUGGCGGGGUGCCAAAAGGUUCCAAUCCAGUCCGACGUUAUAAUCCAGGCCGUCCUUAUGGCCCACGCUCGGAAAGUUGAUGUUAUAUCACUAUCUUUAACGUUGGACUCGGGUCCUUACCCUGAUGAUGCCUUGUCAAAUAUCCUCACCAGGAUAUCGCAGGCAGGGAAAAGCCUUAUCGUGGUGGCCUCGGGCAACUACGGAUGGCAAGGUCCAUUUUCUGCUAGGGCGCCCGCAUCAGCCCCAGAAGUCUUAACCGUGGGUUCGGUUAAUGCCAUUUAUUCCGUGCAAAGUCGACCCCGAGCGAGCUUUUCGUUUCAAAACCGGACAAGCCAAACCUUGCAGUCGACCGACUUUGCCUGGGCUCCUGCGACCCCGGGAAGGUUCCCUAACUCCCUACCUUUGCAAACGACCACUUUAAACACGUCAAUCACCAACGAUGCAUGCUCAAAUUUUGUAAAUGACGUGCAGUUUUCCAACAUGUCAAUUGUCCUCGUUCGACGUGGCGGCUGCUCAUUUAACGUUAAAAUGAAAAACCUGGUAAAAAAAGGCGUCAGGUAUGUCCUCAUUUACGACGACGAAAACAAGCCCCUAUUCCAAUUCGACAAUAAUUUCGAUGGUAUAAUCGCCGCCGGAUCCACGACCGCGCAAGUUGGACGGGAAUUAAUCGGCGCUUUGGCCACGGGAUCCAACGUGGUUUUAAGCAUGGACCCGGAUUCCCACAAUAUGCCUUAUAUUAACGUAAAAGGAAACUCCCGGCCCCCUGGGCAAGUCAACGGGCGAAAUUCAUGGGGUCCUACCGGCCUAGGCUACAGUCUAACCUCCAUACUGGCACCCGGCCAAAACAUUUGGUCAACUUUGCCGAGGACCUGGGGAGGGUAUGGUACUUUAUCCGGCACGUCCAUGGCGGCGCCAUAUAUUGCUGGAUGUGCAGCCCUGGUUAUGCAGGCUCAUCCGGGCAUCGGCACCGUCGAGGUGAUGAGGCUGCUGACCAGUACUGCACGCCCGCUUAAGUUUAACGACGGUACCAACAAAACUUAUGACUUUUUAGCGCCCGUUGACCUGCAGGGAAAUGGUGUGGUCGAUGCCUUGGGGGCGGUCCAAGCCAAAACCGUGUUUUCCCGCUCGCAUUUGCCUUGGAAUGACACCGAAUUUUUCACGGGAAACAUGUCAUUAUAUCUUCAAAACAAAGGGAGCGAAGCUGCUGAAUACAAAUUCUCUCACAUACCAGCCGUGACUGUGCUUGCACUAGCUGCCGAUUCCAAGACAGUCACGCCAUGGACUAGGGAUAAUUCGUCAACGGCGGCUUCCGAGGAGUUUCUUAAAAGCUCCCUGGAAAAUGCACACGCAGACGUCACCAUUUACCCCAAAUCAAUAACCAUCCAGCCCGGCGAAUGGGCGAUGGUGCAGGUAACGGCCAAUAUCGACGCUUUAAGCCGAUUAAAGCCCCGCUGCCCUCUUUACAGCGGUUUCAUCUUUGUUAACGACGGCAGAAACCGGUCGCAAUAUAGCCUUUCAUACUCGGGAAUCGGGUGCUCAAUGCGUGAAAUGGCCGUUAUGCCCGAGGGCUGGAACCAAACAUUCGUCACGGCCGCUACGACGAAGCAGGCCCUGGGCGUGUCCUACGACGCCGUGCCCAUUACGCCCAACGCAGAAUUUAAACUCCAAGGCUUUCAAACUCCCACCCAGUACGAAAACUUUUCAACUUUGCUCCCGACGUUGAAAGUAGAGCUUGGAAUGUACAGUCGGGCAAUUUCUGUGCACGUCCUCCCUGCCGCGGCUUCGGGAGAAGACACUGGUGUUGCAGUGUUUUCACGCAAUCAACCUGUUCAACCAGGAGGUUUCAGCCGUUCGUCCAAGAAUUUUAUUGGGUGGAGUGGAUUGCUGGAAAAUGGUUCUUGGGCUAGUGAGGGCUCGUACAAGUUUAAAGUUUGUGCUUUUAGGGCUUGGGAACAGGUAGAGGACCCCAAUGCUAGGAAAGACUGCAUUGUCACGGACCCAUUUAGUGUACGCUAUUAA
Molecule: messenger RNA, 2382 nt
Organism: Pyricularia grisea
Lineage: Eukaryota; Fungi; Ascomycota; Sordariomycetes; Magnaporthales; Pyriculariaceae
Exons: 2
Coding region: 1-2382 (793 amino acids)
Biological process (GO): proteolysis
Cellular component (GO): membrane; cell wall
Molecular function (GO): serine-type endopeptidase activity
Source: RefSeq, a predicted model, not a curated record